CCGACUUUCUUUAUUUUUUUUACCACUUCUCUCAACGACCAAAAUGUCAUAUUAUAUACAUACAUUGACUUAACACUUGCUGAAACAUCAAGUGAGAAACAAAAAACAAAAAAGAAACAGAAAGAUAAAAGCAAAAGAACAAUGGCUAUAAGCUUCAUUACCAUACCUCUCUUGACCCUCUCAGUAUUACUGCUUUCUUUGUCUCUUGACGUCGUCACAGCAACAGACUCGCAAAGGAAUGAGGCCGAGGUGAGGACAAUGUAUGAGCAAUGGCUUGUGAAGAAUGGGAAGAACUAUAAUGGUCUUGGAGAAAAGGAGAGACGGUUCAAGAUCUUUGCGGACAACUUGAAGAGCAUCGAAGAACACAACUCGGAUCCUAAUCAGAGUUACCAACGAGGGUUGAACCAGUUUUCAGACCUGACAGCUGAUGAGUUUAGAUCUACUUACUUAAGAGGUAAGGUGGAAAAGAAGAGUGUGUCGGAUGUAGAGGAGAGGUAUAAGUACAAGGAAGGAGAUGUUUUGCCUGAUGAAGUUGAUUGGAGAGAGAGAGGAGCUGUUGUUCCACGAGUCAAAGCACAAGGAGACUGUGGAGGUUGUUGGGCAUUUGCGGCAGUUGGAGCCGUGGAAGGUAUAAACCAAAUCACUACCGGAGAACUGAUAUCUUUGUCCGAACAAGAACUCCUUGACUGUGACAGAGGGACUGACAACUUUGGAUGUACUGGAGGUGGAGCAGUAUGGGCUUUUGACUUCAUUAUCAAAAACGAUGGUAUAGUAUCAGAUGAAGUUUACCCUUAUAGUGGUAAUGAUACUGCAGCUUGCAAGGCCAUUGAGAUGACUACAACUCGAGUUGUUACCAUUAAUGGCCGUGAGGUUGUACCUGAAAACGAUGAGAUGUCUUUGAAGAAAGCUGUUGCUCAUCAACCUAUUACUGUUAUGAUAUCAGCAGCAAACAUGAGCGACUACAAAUCAGGGGUGUAUAAAGGACCAUGUAGUAACUUGUGGGGAGACCAUAAUGUACUAAUUGUUGGAUAUGGAACAUCACCUGAUGAAGGAGACUACUGGCUUAUUCGUAAUUCAUGGGGACCUGGAUGGGGAGAAGGCGGAUACCUAAGGCUCCAACGUAACUUCAAUGAACCGACCGGGAAAUGUGCCGUCGCAUUGGCGCCUGUAUACCCAAUUAAGUCGAACUCUUCAUCUAAUUUGUUGUCUCCAAGUGUGUUUAAAUUGGUUCUCUUAUUGGCUUUUCAGUUAAUUAGUUUGGCCUUGCUUUGAGAUAGUCUUUAUUGGUGUUCAAGCUCGUUUCAUUUCUUCUGUUGGCUUUUACCAAGGACUUUGAAUAAGUAGAAUUGUUAUCUCUAUGUCUUGUUGGUUGCUUUUUUGGAUUAAUAAAGAAAACAAGAUUUGUCUCAAA
Molecule: messenger RNA, 1411 nt
Organism: Capsella rubella
Lineage: Eukaryota; Viridiplantae; Streptophyta; Magnoliopsida; Brassicales; Brassicaceae
Product: probable cysteine protease RDL3
Exons: 4
Coding region: 142-1272 (376 amino acids)
Cellular component (GO): lysosome
Molecular function (GO): cysteine-type endopeptidase activity
Source: RefSeq, a predicted model, not a curated record